Molecule: messenger RNA, 1478 nt
Organism: Rhinichthys klamathensis goyatoka
Lineage: Eukaryota; Metazoa; Chordata; Actinopteri; Cypriniformes; Leuciscidae
Gene: mbd3a
Product: methyl-CpG binding domain protein 3a
Exons: 7
Coding region: 130-948 (272 amino acids)
Molecular function (GO): DNA binding
Source: RefSeq, a predicted model, not a curated record
UCGACUCCCGGUUCACAGAGAGUCGUCAUGAGUCAGAAGGUCGUGAGGUGAGCGGAUAGAGAACAGCGACUGGCCGCUUUUAACCCCAAACAUCCACAGCUUUCCUUCCAGAGAGACUCCGGGAGAAACAUGGAGAGGAAAAGGUGGGAGUGCUCGGCUCUCCCAAAUGGUUGGAAAAGGGAAGAAGUGACCAGAAAGUCGGGCUUGUCCGCGGGGAAAAGUGAUGUCUAUUAUUUUAGUCCAACAGGGAAGAAGUUUCGGAGUAAGCCACAGCUGGUGCGUUAUCUGGGAAACUCCAUGGAUCUCAGUUCCUUCGAUUUCCGCACGGGGAAAAUGCUCAUGAGCAAACUGAACAAGAACCGGCAGCGAAUACGCUACGAUAACAGUCAGAGCAAGGGAAAACCGGAUCUGAACACAUCACUGCCGGUCCGUCAGACAGCGUCCAUCUUCAAACAGCCCGUCACCAAAGUUACAAAUCACCCCAGCAACAAGGUCAAGACAGACCCGCAGAAAGCUGUGGACCAGCCCAAACAGCUGUUCUGGGAAAAGAAGCUGAGUGGACUCAAUACUUACGAUAUAGCAGAGGAGCUGGUGAAGACCAUGGAUCUUCCUAAAGGCUUGCAAGGUGUUGGUCCAGGUUACUCGGAUAAGACGCUCCUCUCGGCUCUAGCGAGCGCUCUGCACACGAGCUCGGCUCCCAUCACGGGUCAGCUGUCCGCCGCUGUGGAGAAGAACCCCGGCGUUUGGCUCAACACCACACAGCCGCUCUGCAAAGCCUUCAUGGUGACCGACGAGGACAUCAGAAAGCAGGAGGAUCUGGUGUUGAGCGUGAGGAAGAGGCUGGAAGAAGCGCUCAUGGCAGACAUGCUCGCGCACAUAGAGGAGGACACCGGCGAUGCCGAAUCCCCGAAGGACGAGUCCAACGAUGAGGACAUGGAGACUGUAUAGCUGGUUGAUCGGUGGCGACGGGAACGACCUGGACGACAGUAUUCCCCCCCCCCCACGAACCCAAAGACUCAGAGCGGAUCCCUAUGCAGAACACAAACCCUCUCUCCCUGACGUUCUGCUCUAACUCGACUGUGAAACUUCAUGUUUUACUCCCGUAACAUUUCAAGCAGUUUUUAUAAAACUAAAUGUGCUUUAACUGCUCUAUUUUUGUAUCAGAUUUCUGGCGUUCUCCAUCAUGUGUCCGGUGGGUUCGAGUGAGGUUUCGGGUGAUUUUUUUUGUUUUUUUUACUCAGACAUUGUAAGCUAAGAUCAUGCAACAUCAGUUUUACACACAUUUUUUUUUUACACAUAAGCAAAAAUGCCAUGUUUUUAUGACUAAUAAUAACUCUGAAAUAAUGUAAUAGAAGUGCAAAUUGUUUUGUGAUCGCUGGUACAGAUAUGGUGCUCAAUAUUUUUCCUGGUUUCUCUACAUUUUAGCUUUUGUUACGAUGCCGUUUGAGCGUAGACAUGACACAAGCUUUUACUUUGGU